AUGUCUUACGAUCGAGUUCUCCCCAACCCUAUUGCUUUGCGCUAUGAGUCUGCCCAAGUCCCUUCUCUCAGACCGAGCAACCUCCUCGAUCACAAGAUUAUGAACGAUCUACCCAAGCCUACUAUGGUCAUGCGACAUGCCGAUGGAGGCCCAGUGGGAGCCUCUGUCAGAUACGCUGAUGCUCGACCAACGGGGCUAUCACAAACUCAUCAGCACAUGUCUUCACUGAGGGGAAAAGACUCCCGCAAUAUGCCUUCGAAUGGUCCGGUCAAACCUGGUCCUAUGCUGCAUACCCAGGAACUACCCGAACACUCGGAUCGAUCAUCAUCUUCUUCAGCCGGCAGUACCAGUCCCAUCAAGACGAAAGAACAUGCUAUGCAGUUCUGCCUCUGCCAACCGGAUCCGAAAAUCCCUCGUCCUCGUAAUGCUUUCAUUCUGUACCGCCAACAUUAUCAAGCCAUGGUUGUGGCUCACAAUCCCGGCUUGGCAAAUCCUGAGAUUUCCAAGAUCAUUGGAGAGCAGUGGCGAUCUCUUUCGGAUGAUGACAAGAGCAAAUGGAAGGCCCUUGCAGAGGAGGAAAAAGCUCGUCAUCAGCAGCAAUAUCCUGACUACCGCUACCAACCUCGGCGAUAUGGUCGGGAUGGUAGUGCCCGCAAUCCCGGCUCUGGUAUCGGUCACAACCCAUCGGGAUCAUCACACUGCAAUAGAUGUGGUGGUCGACUGAUGAAUGCACCCGCUUCUCCCAUGACCCCGUUCACACCGAGCAGUGGGCCAGGGUAUCGACCGUCAGGGAGCUUCUCAGUGGCAUCACCUCACCCCAAUGCAAUGCCACCAAGAAGCAUGCAAGGCCGCGAGAAGGACCCCAAUAUGCCCCCAAAGCCAGCAAGGAUGGAGCAGUCCGAUUCCCGAGCUCGGCAAAGACAGUGGGAGGAGUCCGAUGAUCGAUCUGUUGAGCCCGGUGCUCGGUCUCCGGAUAAUAAACGCCGCCGCGUUUCUCACGCUCCAUUCCAUCCAUCUCUGCAUUCCUCCUAUCGAGACCGCAGUCCUGGAAGCGGCGUUCCCGAGUCACCAUACCCAAUGAGUCCUUGGAGUGCUCGUCCUGACAUACCGCCACGUCACCUCCCAAUGCUUCAACCACAGCGGCCAUACCCAAGUGUCCAGGCCCAGCCACACCCGGAUCCAAAUCUGAAGCUACCGCCGCUCAAGACAACAAGUACACCUGCGCCCACACCUACAACACCGUUUCCACAAGAAGGAUCCAGCGUCGAAGCAACUGUCAUGACGAUACCCUUCCUCAACAAGAUCAAAGUCCUCUCCAGAAUCUCCCCACCACUGCGCCCCUCCUUCCGCGGAAUUCCUCCACCCCGCGGUCCCGUGAUCGCCGUUGACGGCCAUGAUCCAGAUCUCGUCCAAACAGCCGUCGACUUCCUCGAGAAGCUCCUCACAAAGGAACCCAAGUACCACAUCCGGGUCUUCGACGGCCCCGAAGUCAAGGCACCCUGCCCCACCUCCGCAGAAGGCCAAAUGGGGGAUGCUACAGUCGCCUACCUCAACACAAUUUCCGCCUGGCACCGCGUAUCCGACGAAGUAGUCCGCUUCGUCAAACCCAUCUCGAGAGCCGGCUCCGUUGACGCCGGCUCAACAGAAGACGAAGAACCCCCAGCCCCAAACGUUUCCCCGCGCUCCCUCAUCCCCAAAACCGAAAACCUCCACAUCCACUCCCCGGCUCAGCUGAGCGAAAACGGCUCCGAGGGUAGCGUCGCGACAUCAGCCAGUCACCAUACCGUGCCGAUCGCUCUCGUCCCGCGCUACCAGCUCACUACGGCAGAUGCAUUUGCCUGUUCCAUUCCCAUUGGUGACGCGUACGCGCCGCUGGAUCACUGGCAGUGGAUGGCAUCGCUGUGGCGCGCGUGUGUAGGACCUGAUAUCACUGUUUACAUUCGUGAGUGCAGUAAGGAGGAGUUGGAGCGGGUGGGUGGGAAUCCUGUUGAGGUGCGGUUGCAGGAUGCGCGCACGAUUGUGGUGAGAAAGGUUGUUGGGCGGGAUUUGGAGGAGAAGGCGUUGAAGCGGAUGGGUUUCGAGAUUGAGGAUUUCCUUACUCAGUGA
Messenger RNA from Penicillium bovifimosum, 2106 nucleotides. Its product is annotated as putative HMG box transcriptional regulator. The transcript has 3 exons. The record is from RefSeq and is a predicted model, not a curated record. Gene Ontology annotation, molecular function: DNA-binding transcription factor activity, RNA polymerase II-specific; RNA polymerase II cis-regulatory region sequence-specific DNA binding. NCBI's taxonomy places the organism in Eukaryota, Fungi, Ascomycota, Eurotiomycetes, Eurotiales, Aspergillaceae. Gene Ontology annotation, biological process: anatomical structure morphogenesis; negative regulation of transcription by RNA polymerase II; cell differentiation. The coding region runs from base 1 to 2106 and encodes 701 amino acids.